GUAUGUAUAUUUCAUUAUUUGAAAUUUCGUACGCAUGGUGGCAGUGUGUAUAGUGCAAUUAAGCGAAUGGUCGAUGUUUUUAAUAAAAAAAGUAGAAUUUAGAACACAUUUAGAUAUCAACUGAAAAACCAUAGGUUAUCUUGUCCUCGCAUCGUUUCGUAUCAAGAUGUUAGAAGACUGACUUCGUUGAAGAAAUUAUAUCGACAAAAGUAUAAAAAUGUCUAGCAGUAGUUCUGAAAGUAGUGACGAUAGCCAUCACGAAAAGUCACGGAAAAGACGUAAACACAGACACCCUAACCAAGACACACGAUCCAGCAAAAAGGAAUCGAGCAGCAAGAAUAAAAGUUACAGAGACAAGAGAGAAGGUAGGGACGUUCACAAAUUUAGCAGAAACGUAAGAAGAGAAAAUAAUGAUGUGCAUUAUGAUAGAUCGCAAGGCGAACGGGAUAGGUUAUAUAGGGAUAGCCGACAUGAUCACCUGAGGAGAGAAGAGGAUAGACAGUAUGAUAGAAGAAGAUACGAGAGAUCUCCUCCAAGAAGAGAGGAAUUUCGUCCGCGAUACAGAGAUUAUGAAGAAAAAACAAGGAGACAAAGAGGCCCUAUUGAAUAUAAUAAGAAACAUGACAAUGUCAACAAAGAAACAAGGAAUAAUUUGGAAGAAGCAAAAGUAAGAAAUGAACCAUCGCCAGAAUGGGGCAAGCCUACUGUUAAAGCGGAAGCUAAACCAAAGCUGGAAGAAAAAGAUAAGCCAAAUUUUGAAUUAUCUGGAAAACUGACAGAAGAUACAAACACUGUAAAUGGUGUUGUCAUUAAAUAUGCAGAACCAUCAGAUGCAAGAAAACCUAAACGCAGAUGGAGGUUAUAUCCUUUCAAAGGAGAAAAAGCAUUGCCUACUUUGUAUAUCCACAGACAGUCAGCCUAUUUACUGGGCAGAGAUCGCAAAGUUGCUGAUAUUCCCUUAGAUCAUCCUUCGUGCUCUAAACAGCAUGCUGUUUUACAAUAUCGUUUAGUAUCUUUUCAAAAGGAAGGUGGAGGUGAAGGAAGAAGAAUUCGCCCUUAUCUUAUAGACCUAGAGUCUGCAAAUGGUACAUUUGUAAAUAAUGUAAAAUUAGAACCAAGAAGAUACCACGAACUAUUAAAAAGGGAUGUAAUCCGUUUUGGAUUCAGCUCUAGAGAAUAUGUUUUAUUACAUGAACAUAGUAAAGAUGAUUCAUUUGAUGAUGAUGUUCCCUCAACUACUACAAGUAUACCUACUCUUACUACUACUGCAUAGGUUCUACUUGUAAAAUAUUUAAGAAGCAAUUUUUAACAUACAUUGACAGUAUGUAACGUUACCUAUUAGGACAAGUUGUAAAAUUAGUUUAUAAUUAUCUUUAAAUUGAGUUAUAAGAAAGAUUAAAAAAUUCAGUCUUUCUGGAGCAUUUACGACAGUGCAAUAUUUAUUCUAAUAAAAUUUUUUAGUUCUUAACAAAAAAAAUUGUUAGUGUACAAGUUUGACAUUUCAUGUAAUUAAGAAUAUAAAUUGAUUGUAUUAAAUCAAUCUUGAAAUACACACAUAUUAUAAUUUA
Messenger RNA from Bombus terrestris (buff-tailed bumblebee), 1568 nucleotides. RefSeq names its product smad nuclear interacting protein 1-like. The record is from RefSeq and is a predicted model, not a curated record. Gene Ontology annotation, biological process: miRNA processing. Gene Ontology annotation, cellular component: nucleus. Lineage: Eukaryota; Metazoa; Arthropoda; Insecta; Hymenoptera; Apidae. The transcript has 3 exons. The coding region runs from base 218 to 1273 and encodes 351 amino acids. Gene Ontology annotation, molecular function: mRNA binding; protein binding.